ACACACACACACACACACACACACACGCACACACACGACUUUGCUGUCGUUUGCGCGCCUGCGCAGUCAGGAAGCAAGGAAUCGAAACUGAAAUGGAACACGGAAGAAGACAUGAGACGCUGCAGAAGAAAGAUCUGAAGCGACCCGUGACCAGGUCCAGUCCGACCACCACACACAGUGCAAGGAUGGCAAGGAUGGCAAGGGGGUACAAUUCGAGUGCUCAAAGUCCAUUCAGGCGAAGGACUGAGCAUUCUCUUUGGAAGACUCCUUCCAAUUUAGGAGCCCGGGGGACACUCCCCUUCGGCUCAAAAUCUCGUCAGAGAACCGGGACAAAAAAGCAAAUUAGCCUUGCAGAAUGGAAGCAGGUGGAAAAGAUGAAGAUACUAAAACAGAUCGCGGAAGAAAAGGACAUGACAAAGAACCCCAUACAUCGAGUCAGUUCACCGGCUUUUGAAAAACCUGCCACCUCAGGAUCUUUAACUUCUCGGACCUUUCCCAGCAAUAAGAAAGAUAAAGCAUUAACACAAGACCAAAGUCAGACUGAAAAAAUAAGACCAGUGGGGCACCCAUCACUUGUAAGCCCGGCCAUGGCAAAGAGCAGAGCCAUCGAAGAAAAGAGGAAAGAAAUAGAGAAGGUUUAUCAACGGGACUGUGGCACGUUCAGCCGGGUGGUGAAGCAGCUGGUCUCCAAGGACCCCUCGUUAGUGCCUCCCAUCCGCUUCGCUGUGCAGGAAAAUCUCAAGGAGAUAGGCCUGCGCUGUGCUGCAGCCAUGGACCAGUUUAUAACCCAGUAUGACCUGAGUGCAGCCUCCCAAGAGAUGCAAACACACACACACACAUAAACACAUAUGCCCCUCGGUUUUAUUUUUAUUGUUAGUCUGUGUGUGUGUGUGUGUGUGUGUGUGUGUGUGUGUGUGUGUGUGUGUGUGUGUGUGUGUGUGUGUGUGUGUGUGUGUGUGUGUGUGUGUGUUUGUUUUUGUAAAGCCCAGUUCAAAUGUCCAGAUCUUAGUUGUGUCUCUGUGUUUUAUAAAGAAGAUGCACCAAAAAUGGCAUUUUGUAUAUCUUUAUAGUAUCAGUGAAUCACAUUCACCAUAUAUGGUUUAUUCAAUUUCAGAAGGUAAAUGCUUAUGCUAGAAACCAUGGUAUUGCGCAACAUGUGAUGAUCCAUUUUAUUUUCAUGUGGGUUGAGCUGAGCAGGAAGUUGAUGAAGAGAGGGUAGACACCUGACAUUGAAAAGGGUCUUUCGAUCACUUUACCAACCGCUGUUUUCAACAACCACAUACCAGUAAGCUUGGACAUUAACUGGCACCCUUCUGGUUAUUCAUUGUAAUACACUUUAUUUCCAUAUAGGACGACAACAUUAAAAGGUACAUGCAAAUCCUCCUAUCUCUACCCUGUCUUAUACAAAUAAGGAUUCUUAAGUUACAAAAUAUAUUUAUAUAAAUAUGUAAGACAAUAUGUACAUAACAUUUACAUUACCACAUCCAAUACUUUAAAGACAUUUUUAUUUCUAUUUUUGUUUACUUUAUAUACAUUAAACAGGUAUCGAUAAUUUAUUGUCACUAUUAAUUUGUCCUUUAUUUAUCCAACUAAAAAUAAUAAGUAUUAAAAAAAGAAGUAUGUUGAAGAAAAGAAGACAGGACCGUACCUGACGUUACUUUGCCUGAUAGAACAAGGAGUUGAGGCCUAUCUAGCGACCUGCCAUUGGUAAAGCAUGGAGAGCAGUCUAUGUAGAGCACAUGGUGUAACAGACUAUUUACAUAAGAUGAUAACUUGGUCUGUGAGCCAACACUUUUCCAGCAGCUUUUGGAUUCCACUGGGGCAAACUAAGUCGCAGCUCAGUACCUACCCCACAGUUUUCUCCAUUCAUAUCGCACAGCUUUCACUAUUCCAACACGAUAUCUCUCGAUGUGUUCUCCUCUCGGUAGGUUUACGCCAAUGUGUUCAGAGCACUGGCCUGUGAGCAGAGGCUGGCCAACACAGCCCAGGUUCUACAGUGAUACAAAAAACUCCCCUUUUGACAUGUUGAAAGGACUCUCUGGUGCAAAGGGUAUAAACUUUCUCACACACACACACACACACACAGACACACGCACGCACAUUAGCCAGUUAUUUGAGACCAGACCAGACUAUAUGC
This is a messenger RNA of Gadus chalcogrammus (walleye pollock), 2137 nucleotides long. RefSeq names its product periphilin-1-like. Lineage: Eukaryota; Metazoa; Chordata; Actinopteri; Gadiformes; Gadidae. Gene Ontology annotation, cellular component: nucleoplasm. Bases 93 to 842 code for a protein of 249 amino acids. The transcript is spliced from 6 exons. Gene Ontology annotation, biological process: negative regulation of gene expression, epigenetic; negative regulation of DNA-templated transcription; protein localization to heterochromatin. The record is from RefSeq and is a predicted model, not a curated record.